GAGUCCCAUCCCAUCGCGGCGGAUCCCACGCCGGACGCAUCCUCCCCUUCCCCUCCCCUCCCCCCUCCACGCUCGGGUCGGGCGCACUCGUGAACCCCUCGUCGCCGUCGCAGCCGCAGUUCCGUCGCCGGAGGGCGAGAGGGACGAGGAAGAGGGGGGGGGGCAAGAUGAAGACGACCAAGGGGGGCAAGGUGAUGAACCCCACCGACGCCUUCCGCAAGGAGCAGCGGAAGAAGGAGCUCAAGCGGAACAAAAAGGAAAGGAAGAAGGUGCGGGAAGUUGGUAUUUUGAAAAAGGAUCCGGAGGCUAUACGUGAGCAGAUUGAGAAAUUGGAGAAGAUGAAGGCUGAUGGUGCUCUCGACAAGGCUAGGAAACAUAAGAAAAGACAGCUUGAGGAUACAUACAAUCUUAUUGUUAAGAAACGAAAGGAAUAUGAACAGAAAAUGAAAGAGAAGGGUGAGCAACCGAUUAUGUUCAGCCAUCUUGCACCACCAAAGAGGCGGCCUACAGCAGAUGAAGAUGAUAGAGCUAAUCCUAAGCCUGAGGACUCUGUUUACUAUCAUCCAACCUUAAAUCCAUCUGGAGCACCACCACCUGGAAAACCUCCUAUGUACAAAUCAUCUAUAGGACCAAGGAUCCCACUGCCUUCUUCAUCCAGCGCUGGGGCCUCAUCUUCCAUGUCAGAGUCUGAAGAAGGUCCAUCGACCCUACCACCCCCUCCACCGCCACCACCAUUGCCAGCCACCUCUGAGUCUGUUGAUCCAUCUGCUCCACCUUUCCCUUUGCCCCCACUCCCACCACCGCCCCCACCACCCCCUAAACCUAACAGUGACGCAGCACUACCAGGCUUACCUCCGCCACCUCCACCUCCUCCUGGCCCACCUCCGAGAGAACCUGUAUCAGGUCAUACAGUACUUCCACCACCUCCACCCCCAUCAAAUCCACCACCAGCGUCUAGUGCAAAUGGGAGCAAAACAAAUUCUUCCCAGCCGUCAGUUGUCCUGCCUCCACCACCCCCGCCGCCUGGUUUGCCACCAAAAUCAACUGACAUGGAGGCCGCUAGCACUUCAAAGGACACUCCUGGACUUAAAGAAGAUACUGCAGUGAGGGUCUUACCACCACCGCCUCCACCCAGUUUUCCACCUUUACCUCCAAGGCCUCCAAUGCAAUCUGAUAUGCUAGCUCCUGGAGCCAUGAGAUUUCCACCACCUCAGCCACCACCAGAUUCAAGGCCACCCCUUAUGGCUCCAGGAGUUACCAGGCCCCCUCCACCUCCUCCAGGAUUUCCGCCGUCCCAAAUGCCAAUGCCACCGUAUGGUGUGCUCCCUGGUCCGCCACCGAUGCUUAGGCCUCCAUUUAUGCCAGGACCCCCUAUGCAACUAGAUGAGUUUGCUGCCUUCGUACCAAGGCCUCAGUUACCCCAGCAGCCAUCAUAUGUUAAGUCAGCUGCCCCAACAGUUGUAAAGAGACCAUUAGCACAGCACACUCCUGAGCUGACGGCCAUGGUUCCUGCAUCAGUUCGUGUCAAGAGAGAAUCUGCUCUCCCCAAACCGAAACCAAAGGUGCAGCAGCAGCAGCAGUCAUCAACAGCAUCCAUUUCAAAGCCUUCGGUGACCCUCAUAAGAAGUGAUGCCCAGCCUUCUUCAGCAGCGCCCAAGCCGCCAAGUAUGGAUGAUUCUUAUAUGGCAUUCUUGGAAGAUAUGAAGGAACUAGGGGCACUUGAUGGGUAACUCAAGUAGAGUAAAUGCCUGAUUGCACUUAGCAGCUUAAUUCAUGAAAACCUGGACAUGGAACCUAAAUAGUCGGAGAUCAUUUCGUAUGUCCCAAAGGAAAAUCUUGCCUUGAUUUAAUCGAAAACUGGGAAAACAAUUGUAAUCUACCUUUAAAUACUAGGCUCUUUGUGACCCAACUGUACAAGCUGGAGAUCUUUGAAACUUUAAAAGCUGGCAGCAAAGAAAUAUCUCCCAGCUGUAUUUGUGCCCUGGCUGAUUUGCAGAUAUUAAUAGUCGUGGGUAAUACUAUUGAUGUGCUCUAUUUGUGUCU
Messenger RNA from Sorghum bicolor (sorghum), 2043 nucleotides. Its product is annotated as basic proline-rich protein. Gene Ontology annotation, biological process: mRNA cis splicing, via spliceosome. Lineage: Eukaryota; Viridiplantae; Streptophyta; Magnoliopsida; Poales; Poaceae. The coding region runs from base 168 to 1730 and encodes 520 amino acids. The record is from RefSeq and is a predicted model, not a curated record. The transcript has 9 exons. Gene Ontology annotation, cellular component: spliceosomal complex.